AUGUCUGAAAAUUUUAACAAAGCUGACUCCUCCUGUGACAUGCAGAAGCAUAAGGACUUCUCAGACCUUAUAAACAGAUUUGAAUUUUUGAAGGUACUUGAUACUAACCCACAGACAAAAACUUUAUCUCUAUUAGGAACUAUUGACAAUAAAAAGGCAAUUAUGACUGCUGAGAAGACCCACUUUAUCUUUGAUGAGACCCAUUUGCACAGUCAAGACCAAUCGAAGGCUUCUACAGGGAACUUAGCGAAAAAGAUCCCAAUAUUCUACCACUGCGAUGAUGAAUUUUCCUGUGUAAAUAAUAUAGAAUGCAUUCGUGAAGUUGCAUCCAAUGAUGUUUAUCAUUGGGGGCUGAUUGUCUUGAAGCAGCACAUUACAAAUAACCCAACUGCUAGGUUGAACCUUAUCUGGCCAGCUUCGCCGGUUCAUAUUAAGAAAUACGAACAAACACCCCUUCAUAUGAUUAAAGAGACACCAGAACUCUAUAACAGGAUCGUGAAGCCAUAUAUUGACGAAAUCUUCAACAGCGGGAAACUAGAUUGGGUCAAUGAUAUUUUGUAUAAUGACAUUGAGAAGGAAAGGGUUAUCUACAAAGAUUUUGUUGAAAAGCAAUCAGCAAAAGCUAGUGAUGGAGUAAUCAUAUUACCAAAUACUAAAUGGGAUGGGGUUAAUGUCGACUCAUUGUACUUGGUUGCUAUUGUUUAUAGAAACGAUUUGAGAACCGUUAGAGAUUUAAAACAAUCCGACAGGGAAUGGUUAAUAAACUUAGACAGAAAGAUAAGGUCAGUUGUUCCGGCAAACUACAAUUAUGCAGUCCAUUCUGAUGAGUUAAGGCUUUUUGUUCAUUAUCAGCCCUCGUACUACUACUUCCAUGUCCAUAUAGUCAAUAUCAAACAUCCAGGUUUAGAGGAUAAUAUUACUGCAGGCCGUGCCAUCUUGCUAGAUGAUGUGAUCGAUUCACUGAAAUUCCUAGGGCCCGAGGGUUACUUGAAGAAGACGAUUUCGUACAGCAUUGGAGAAAAUCAUGAAUUGUGGUCUAAAGGAUUUAAACAAGAAGUUGACAAGCAAUUAGACAUGGAUGGAGUACCUUGUCCACCUCCAGCCGUCAACUUUUAG
Messenger RNA from Tetrapisispora phaffii CBS 4417, 1116 nucleotides. RefSeq lists its product as uncharacterized. The record is from RefSeq and is a predicted model, not a curated record. The transcript has a single exon. Gene Ontology annotation, molecular function: hydrolase activity; RNA 7-methylguanosine cap binding. Gene Ontology annotation, cellular component: P-body; nucleus. Bases 1 to 1116 code for a protein of 371 amino acids. Gene Ontology annotation, biological process: deadenylation-dependent decapping of nuclear-transcribed mRNA. Lineage: Eukaryota; Fungi; Ascomycota; Saccharomycetes; Saccharomycetales; Saccharomycetaceae.